AUGGAGUUUGAGAAGAUUGUAGGGCUUUACCCCAAAAGGAGCCCUUCCAGAAAUUCUCAAAGGCCAAAGAUAAACCAAGGCCUAAGAGGGGGUUUGGAAAUAGUUUUCAACCAGCAAUAGACGCGCCUCAGUUAGAACCUCACUAGCUGCGUCAUUGCCCCAAGCGCA
Cicer arietinum (chickpea) is the source of this 168-nucleotide messenger RNA. The record is from RefSeq and is a predicted model, not a curated record. NCBI's taxonomy places the organism in Eukaryota, Viridiplantae, Streptophyta, Magnoliopsida, Fabales, Fabaceae.